AUGGCUCAUUCUAAGCAUAUAGACAAAUUUCUUGAUAGGCAUAGUGAUGAAACUAUUGCAAAUAACUGCUUAAGGUUGAAGACAUCUAUUGAUGCUAUUCGAUGGCUUGCAUUUCAAGCAUGUGCAUUUAGAGGCGACGAUGAAAGUCCUGGAUCUUUGAAUAGGGGAAAUUUUAUUGAGUUAAUUAAGCUUUUAGCUUCAUGUAAUCAGAAUGUUAAUAAUGUUGUCCUUGAAAAUGCUCCUGAAAAUGCUCAAUAUAUAUCUCCCGGUGUUCAAAAAGAUAUAUUGCAUAUCUUUGCUAGAAAAGUGCGUGCAACAAUUCGAGAAGAAAUUGAAAUUUCAUCAGUUCUUUCUCGUCUUAAUCUUGAUGUUCAAAAUCUUAGGGGACAAAGGUAUGAUGGAGCUACCAAAGAAGUUUGUUAUGUUCAUCAAUUCUUUUCAAAACUUACCCUAAUUAUAAAUGUUGUGACUGUUUCUCCUAAACGUCAUGAUGAGUUAAGGGUUGCUCAAGCAAAUAAUGUUGCAAACUUAAUUGUGACAGGUAGUGGACUUAAUCAAAUUGGUACUUUGCAAAGAGCUGGAGAUACUAGAUGGGGGUCUCAUUUGAAUUCUGUACAUAGCUUGCUAUGCAUGUUUGAUGCUACUUGUGAAGUUCUUGAAAAAAGCAGUAAAGAAGGUAAUUUCUCCACUCGUGGUGAUGCUAGUGUUGAUUAUGAUGCUAUCACAUCCUUUGAAUUUGUCUUUGUUUUGCAUUUGAUGAGAAAUAUUUUGGAAGUUAGUCAUUAUCUUUGUCAAGCUUUACAACGAAAAAAUCAAGACAUAUUGAAUGUUUUAACUCUGGUUUCUACUACCAAGACUUUAAUCCAACGAAUGAGAGAAUCAAGUUGGGAAGCUUUCAUAAAAGAAGUUAUAUUAUUUUGUGAGAAACAUGAAGUUGAAGUUCCUGAUAUGAAUGCAAUGCGUAUUCCUAGAAGCGGCCGAACUCGCAAAAUUGUUGACCAAAUUUCAGUGGAGCAUCAUUACCAUGUUAAUUUAUUUCUGGCUAUAAUUGAUACACAGUUGCAAGAGAUUAAUGGAAGACUCAAUGAUAAUAUGGUGGAAUUGCUUACUUUAAGUUCAACUUUAGAUCCCAGAGAAAAUUAUAAGCUCUUCAGUGUCAAAAGAGUAUGUGAAUUAGUAGAACGGUUUUAUCCAGGCGACUUCAGUGACCAAGAGAAAAUUCACAUUAGAAUGCAAGCUCAACAUUAUGAACUUGAUGUUCCUAAUCAUGUUGAGUUAACUAACUUGUGCACAAUUUCGAAGUUAUGUCAAGAAUUAACGAAGACAGGAAAGUCUUUAACAUAUCCUUUGAUUGAUCGUUUGAUUCGCUUGGUAUUAACUCUCCCUGUUUCAACUGCUACAAUUGAUAGAUCUUUUUUAGCUAUGAAUAUUGUGAAGAAUAGACUCAGAAACAAAAUGGAAGAUGAAUUUCUUGCUAAUUAA
This is a messenger RNA of Arachis duranensis, 1482 nucleotides long. RefSeq lists its product as uncharacterized. The record is from RefSeq and is a predicted model, not a curated record. Gene Ontology annotation, molecular function: protein dimerization activity. The coding region runs from base 1 to 1482 and encodes 493 amino acids. Lineage: Eukaryota; Viridiplantae; Streptophyta; Magnoliopsida; Fabales; Fabaceae. The transcript has 3 exons.